Messenger RNA from Plasmopara halstedii, 4107 nucleotides. RefSeq names its product Ankyrin. The coding region runs from base 1 to 4107 and encodes 1368 amino acids. The transcript is spliced from 10 exons. Gene Ontology annotation, molecular function: protein phosphatase binding. The record is from RefSeq and is a predicted model, not a curated record. NCBI's taxonomy places the organism in Eukaryota, Oomycota, Peronosporomycetes, Peronosporales, Peronosporaceae.
AUGGGCAACGAACAGUCCACUGCAAACGGCUUGCGCGGCGACGGCGUACCAUUCGUGAGCUGGCAGCAAAUAUCCAGGCAGCACUUUACUGAUGAUAAUGAUACCGAUUAUAGCGCGCAUGUAACAACCAGGAGCUACCACUUUGCAGAGCCGUCUAGCUACCGCUAUGAUCGCGUGCCACGCGUAGUGACGGGUAACGUCGUUUUUACAGAUCCACCAAAGGUCGAUAAAGAGCUGAGGAACAAGGAAGCACUACUAGGGAAUAUUGCAAUAGUUGAGCGAGGCGGUCGCGUCCAUUUCCCAGACAUUGUGCGACGGUUAUUGGCAGUGGGAGUCACGGGUAUCGUUUUCAUCGAAAGGACAGACAACAGACACGCGAUCCAGUCACUGUUCGACGGAUUUCACUCGUCUGGACGCCAACGCAUAUCCAUUCCUAUCGUACUACUUUCAAAGUAUCAUGCCGACCAAUUGCUGAUAGACAAGCCGUCGCGAAUUUCGAUUGAAUUGCUCUGGAGAGAACAAGCGUGCAAGCAUGUAGUGCCUGACGACGUGUACUUUGGGGUUCAGAUUGCAGCUAGAGCUGGGGACGUAGAACUGCUUCGAUAUUUACUGGAAAUUGAUACAUCGGGAAAUGUGGUGGAGAACAUACCAAAGGCAGUGGCUUUGUGUGACGCCGUGGAGAAUGGACAUGUGGAUUGCAUUGAGAUAUUGCAUAGUUUGGGCGUAACAAUGGACGAACAGAAGCCGACAGGUGUAUCGCCACUGAUGGUGGCUUGUUCAGUCGGAAAUGUAGAAGCUGCACGAGCAUUGUUGAUGUUUGGAGCAAGUCUGGACUUGGAAGAUGUACACGGUAUGACCGCGCUGAUGGUUGCUGCACGAGACGGUCACACCAAUUGCGUCAAAUUGCUGGUCAAAAAGGGAGCAAGGAUAAAUCUGUCAAGAAAUCGAAGCCGUGGUACGACGGCACUUCAUAUUGCCGCCCGUGGUGGAUUGGAAGAGUGUUGUUCGAUAUUGCUUCAAGGAGGUGCGGAUCUCGAGACACAAAGUCCAAAUUCAACUACUGCUUUAAUGGAAGCUGCCCGCGCCGGAAAUCUCGGUUGUGUAAGGGUUCUUGUGAAAUCUGGGGCAAAUUUGUUCGCGAAAGACCGCGACGGUAAUACAGCAGAGCACCUGGCGCAUAUGGCUGGAUAUAGUGCUAUCGAAGAUUUUUUACAUGAACAAGCAGAGAGCGAAUCCGUCAAAAGUCACCGUCGUAAAAUUGAGGACACUGUUGCUAAGCCAGGGUCUACAUUGAAAGAUCUUCUGGUGAUAGCGAAAAGCAACCAAAUGUCUGUCGACAUUCUGUACCGAGAAAUGAUACGAGAGUACAAAUCGAGUAUUUGGCUCGAGCAGCCUCGAAUUAUUUACGAUGUGUUUCGUUUACUCACGGUUUCUGCCGCGUCUCCCGAGUCUGAUCCUACGGAUGAUCCUAAUUACGGUAAAUACACAGUCCAGCAUUUUUGCAGUGAAGUUGCUUUGUGGUAUUCGCCAAAGAUUUUUCAAAAGGGAAAUUCGUCAGGAUACCUUAAGGUGCUCUUUAAUUUCGUUUGCACCCCGGACCUCCUGGAUGACGUUCUUUUGGUACUCUUUUGCAAGGUUGUCAAUCACUUAAUUGUCAAUCAAAAUCUUGGAGAGCUGUUGUGGCGCUUUUUCGCUGACGAAGGACAAUUUAUUGUGCCAUGGUUGGUCUGCCAUAUCGGUCUUGACUCUAUUCGCGACACUGUUGUGUGGCUUAUGUACUCGGACAUGUCGGAGGUUGGACAGCUUAAUGUACGAAAAAGUGGCAUUUUUGACUCUUUGCUCGCUCGCCUUUACUCUUGGCAGCGAACUCUAGGCUGGGGAGUCGGGACAGCAUUUCAGCGUGACUCGAUCGAAAAUAUUUGCUCUUUGAUUAACUACAUUAUUUAUCCACCCUCAGUCUACAUCAUGAACAACGUGGCUACUUUCGUGGAGAAUACCGACCAUUCCUUACCUCUCAUAACAGACCAGCACUUUCCGUUACACCACAACGAGCUUUUUAAAUCACUAUUAUUGUUUUUUCUCAAUUCGGCGGAUGUCUCGUUUGGAACAUUGCUCGAUUUGGGAUUCGCAGAGGUCUGUCGCCAAUGUACUCAAGGAUGUACUUCGCUUGUCGUUCGUGAUGGCGGUGCUCUGUCAAUUAUUAUGACGCUUAUGGGCACGCUGGGUUAUCACAAAAAGAAGCGCGAUGUCACGGGGAUUGAAGUUUUGUUGAAAAAGGCACACGUAGCAAUUUUAAACGCGCUAAUUCCACGAGUUGAAAAGUUUGUGAAGCUGUGUCGGGCGGUCGUGACGAGUGACGUCAACGCGCUUCGAAUGAUAUCUACUUCAUCUAACCCUGGAAGCGUCAAGGCAAUUAACGCAAGAGGAUCGGCUCUUUUGCAUAUUAUAACAUUUUUUAAGCGCUGUGUGCUCUUGCAAAGUGGCGAUGUUGACUAUGUACUGGCGAAUUGUGGCCUAAUGCCAUGUUUGCUGGCGUGCUAUGGGUCGCACCCUAACAACAGCAUACUACACCACGCACUUACCGACAUCAUCCGAUUUGUUCUCAUGGAUCCUGAUCAAAAGCGACUACCGUCAUCUCCUUUGUUAAAUAGUUUAUUUAUCGAAGAGGCAAAUCUUCUAGAUUUCGUCAUCCGUGCGUAUGACAAGCAUGUACAAUACAAAGGCCACAUGACGACGAUCGCCAACAGUAUAUUUACACUUACCAACACCCCAAAUUGCAAUCGAGGAUUAGUUAAAAUAACCUGUCAAGACAUUGUGCGACAAUACACGUCUCAACACGAAAAAUGGGUGAGGUUUGAAGAGAUUCUUGCGAAGCAGAACCGUCUUGAGAUGGUGCCUCUUGGUCAGCGUAAUGCACCGCUGUGCCACGGCUGCUUGAAGCUGAAACAGAGUGCAGUCGACUAUGUUGCAGCAACUCUUACAAAUGCUGACAUUAAUGAGUACACUGGCUACUUGGAAACUAUUUUCUCAGAUGCUGCGAAUCAUUACUGUAAUCUCACGUACACGGACGAAUUUAUUACGGGGUUUAUGUACAAAAAAGAUAAAAUUCACGACCACAUUCCUAUUCCAGAGCCCACUCGUGUGAGCUCCUUCAUUCAGUUCCCUGUGCCCAUGCCGUUCCAUGCGCUAACGUUUACCAUCACAUUUUUUGGAUUGUGCCAAGUGUGCGACAAGCUUUGGUACUGUGACACCCUUCAAAGUGCAAACUGGACAACUCGGAUGAAAUGGGUCAUUCCGACGUCGAUCCGAAAAUGGUAUAGUUUCGGUGUGACGGAGGGGCCUGGUAGCGGUGCGCAUGGCUUGCAGUUCUCUUCAAAGGGCUACAAGAAUUUUAUAGUGCUCACUGACACUUGGGGCCGCCAAGAGCAAUGGAUGCAUGCAAUCGAAGAUGCCAUCCACAGUCUUGCGACGCAACUGUCCCGCGGUAAUACCGAGAGUGCUAUAGCAAUCGAGAUUGAUAAUGAGGUUGACGCCGACGAAAUCGACGUGAUGCGUAUGAAAGAAGUUACGGCGGGCUUAAGCGUUGCUAAUGGACUCAUGGUGGGGAAUGUACCAAAGAAUGAAUCAGGCAGUCGAAACUCGCGCGCCUCGGACGAAGAUGAAAAUGGAGGACGCUUUCGAAGUAACACCGUGACGUCAAUCGAAAGUGAAACAAAUGAGUCAAAAGACAAUGGGGACCAGUUUGAUGACUCCUUGUUGGAAACAUCAAUGCCCACCGUUCGAUCACGGUCUUCAUUCGAGCUCAGAAGUGGUGAAAAUGAUGGGGUACGAAUGACACAGUCUUCUGCUAGUUCUCGAAGAAAUUUGGAUCUGAAACGAUUUCAGCCGGAUACGCAAAAAUUUGCCGAGAUUCUUGGAAAACUCAAGGUAAAUUCACCUCGUGGAAACAAAGAUGGAACAACAGUGAGUGCUUCGGGUAGCAUUUCUCCCUUUAGCCACCGAAACAUCUUGAGUUCACAUGGUGCAAUGAAUAAUCGAUCAGCUCCUGAAUUCGUAGGCAUGCGUCACGUUGUUUCAACACCAGACCUCACACGUUUGCAAGGAUAG